CAUGAUCACGCGCCAGCGAUUCGUCAACCCGGCAAACCUCGGUCCAAAGUUCCCCAGAUCUCCACACCCGGCUACUUUAAAGCCACGCGCAACUCCUUCGCCAUGUAGUCACUCACUGCGCACUCGACUACCUUCAAGAUGUCGUCCACAGCAUACGUCCCCUUCUCUGAGCCCGGAUAUAUCACCGGCCUGCCCUCCCCUUACUAUCAAGAAACCCAUCUGCGCUGGCAGAAAGCAUGUCGCGAGUUCGUCGGCAAGCACUUGAUUGAGAAGGGUCUGGAGUGGGACACAGCAGAGGAUGUACCGCCGCAUGUCUUUGAGACGUUUGCGAAGAAUAGUAUGCUGUUGCCUUCGCUCCCCGCGCCGCUGCCGGUCGAGUGGUUGAAGAAGCUGGGCAUACACGAUAUCCUGGGCACGGUGAAGGUCGAGGAGUGGGAUUAUAUACACACAAUGAUUUACACUGACGAGAUGGCACGCUCCGGCCUCGCUGGCCCAGGCGGCAGUCUCACAACCGGCAUGGCCUUCGGCGUCCCCCCUAUCAUCAAAUUCGGCUCCGCACAGCUGCAAGAGCGCUUCCUGCCCGACCUCCUGACCGGCCGCAAGCGCACCUGCAUUGCAAUCACUGAGCCUGAAGCCGGGUCAGACGUGGCGAACAUCACGACCACGGCGACCAAGACGCCAGACGGGAAACACUACAUCGUCAACGGCACAAAGAAGUGGAUCACAAACGGCAUCUGGAGCGAGUACAGCAGUAUGGCGGUACGCACUGGCGGGCCCGGCCCCUCAGGGCUCAGCAUGCUAGUCGUUCCGCUGAAAGGGAACCCAGGCGUGAGCAUGCGUCGCUUGAAAGUUGGCGGGCAGAUCACCGCGGGAACGACGUUCAUCGAGCUCGACGAUGUCAAGGUGCCGGUUGAAAACCUCAUUGGCGAAGAGGGCAUGGGCAUGAAGUACAUCAUGACCAACUUCAAUCACGAGCGGCUCAAUAUCGCAAUUGGCGCCACCCGCCAAGCUCGUGUCGCUCUUGGUGCGGCGGUGGAGUAUGUGAUCAAGCGCGAGGCGUUUGGGAAGCCGCUCAUCGAACAGCCUGUUGUAAGGCAUAGGCUGGCCAAGGCGGGCAUUCUGCUCGAAAGCCAGUGGGCGUGGGUCGAGCAGUUCGUGUACCAGUUGACGAAGCUGUCGAAGGAGACAGCGGACAUCGAGUUGGGCGGGUUGACCGCCAUGGUCAAGGCGCAAAGUGGUAUCGUGCUGAAUGAGUGCGCGCAGACGGCGCAGUUGCUAUUCGGAGGCAACGGGUACACGAAGAGCGGACAGGGCGAGCUGGUUGAGCGUAUCUCCCGCGAAGUGCCGGGCAUUCGCAUUCCCGGUGGAAGUGAGGAUGUGAUGCUCGACUUGGGGGUGAGGCAAUUGGUCAAGAACUUUAAGAACAAGACAAAGGCGUUGGAGAGAGCGCAGGGGUCGUCGAAGUUGUAGGCUUUAGGGCUGUAAGAUAUGGAAGCAAUCGAUUACGAAGUGAUUCAUUCGUCUACCUGGGCCUGGAGAUUCUUCACUGUGGAUCGAGUGUGAUAUCCUGUAUCUAUCUC
Messenger RNA from Didymella exigua CBS 183.55, 1580 nucleotides. Its product is annotated as short-chain specific acyl-CoA dehydrogenase mitochondrial precursor. The record is from RefSeq and is a predicted model, not a curated record. Bases 139 to 1470 code for a protein of 443 amino acids. The transcript has 2 exons. Lineage: Eukaryota; Fungi; Ascomycota; Dothideomycetes; Pleosporales; Didymellaceae. Gene Ontology annotation, molecular function: oxidoreductase activity, acting on the CH-CH group of donors; flavin adenine dinucleotide binding.